This is a messenger RNA of Peromyscus eremicus (cactus mouse), 1419 nucleotides long. It is a transcript of the gene Hmg20b, whose product is annotated as high mobility group 20B. The record is from RefSeq and is a predicted model, not a curated record. The transcript has 10 exons. Gene Ontology annotation, biological process: regulation of gene expression. Gene Ontology annotation, cellular component: nucleus. The coding region runs from base 92 to 1045 and encodes 317 amino acids. NCBI's taxonomy places the organism in Eukaryota, Metazoa, Chordata, Mammalia, Rodentia, Cricetidae.
AUGGGCGGGGCUGCCGCGGGCGGCUUGGUUGGAGCGUCGCCGCAUCCCAGGUCCCGGGAAAGUUUUCUCGGAGGUCCCGCCCAGAGAGGCCAUGUCCCACGGCCCCCGGCAGCCAGGCGGGGCCACCGCGCCUGCGGGAAGCAAGACUCCGGGCCAGCACGGGGCCUUCGUAGUGGCUGUCAAACAGGAGCGCAGCGAGGGCGCCCGUGCCGGAGAGAAGGGGUCCCAGGAGGAGGAGCCCGUGAAGAAGAGAGGCUGGCCGAAAGGCAAGAAGAGAAAGAAAGUUCUCCCCAAUGGGCCCAAGGCCCCCGUCACCGGCUACGUUCGCUUUCUCAACGAGCGGCGGGAGCAGAUUCGCACCCGCCACCCAGACCUGCCUUUUCCGGAGAUCACCAAGAUGCUGGGCGCCGAGUGGAGCAAGCUGCAGCCGGCAGAGAAGCAGCGGUACCUGGACGAGGCGGAAAAGGAGAAACAGCAAUACUUAAAGGAGCUGUGGGCGUACCAGCAGUCGGAGGCCUACAAGGUCUGCACAGAGAAGAUCCAAGAAAACAAAAUUAAAAAAGAGGACUCCGGCUCUGGGCUCAUGAACACACUCCUGAAUGGGCACAAGGGUGUGGACUGUGAUGGCUUUUCCACAUUCGAUGUUCCCAUCUUCACUGAAGAGUUUUUGGACCAAAACAAAGCCCGCGAGGCGGAGUUGCGGCGCCUGCGGAAGAUGAACGUGGCCUUCGAGGAGCAGAACGCGGUGCUGCAGCGCCACACGCAGAGCAUGAGCAGCGCACGCGAGCGUCUGGAGCAGGAGCUGGCCUUGGAGGAGCGGCGCACGCUGGCGCUGCAGCAGCAACUGCAGGCCGUGAGGCAGGCGCUCACCGCCAGCUUCGCCUCCCUGCCGGUGCCCGGCACCGGGGAGACGCCGACGCUCGGGACUCUGGACUUCUACAUGGCGCGGCUGCACGGAGCCAUCGAGCGUGACCCCGCGCAGCACGAGAGACUGAUCGCGCGCGUCAAGGAGAUCCUGGCGCGGGUGGCCAGCGAGCACCUGUGACAGGCCUCUGGGACCGGCAGACGCCCCUCCCCGCCCACCCAGGAGGAAGCUGGGAUCCCCGACGGGCCGCGCCCGGUGCUGCACCCUGAGAUCUCCAGACCUAACCCGCAGUGAAAUCUCAGCGGCAUCCCUUUAGCUUCGCCCUAGGCUCCAGGUUGCAGAGCCUGAGACCUGCCUGCCUCGCGGGGAGGGUCACCCAACAGCGGGAGAGGAGCAGGAGACACCCCACCCGGUGCAGAGCGCGACUCCAGGGCCCGGGGACCCACUGCGCAGGCGCGGGGUGCCAUGGCACAGGGAGGCUGCGGUACAGCCCCCACCCCCAGCGCCUGCCUUCACUCAAUCCGGACUUUUAAAUAAAUGUUCCAUGAAAACAA